Molecule: messenger RNA, 2882 nt
Organism: Coturnix japonica (Japanese quail)
Lineage: Eukaryota; Metazoa; Chordata; Aves; Galliformes; Phasianidae
Gene: TMEM234
Product: transmembrane protein 234
Source: RefSeq, a predicted model, not a curated record
UCACCAUGGCGGACACGGCGCUGCCGGAACCGGAGCGAGAGAGAAGAGGCGUGGAGUAUCACGUCCGGGUCACGGGGCGCUAUGGCGGCCGCCGGGCAGGCCGCCGUGCUGGUGCUGGUGUCGGUUCUAUGGGGCAGCACCGGGCCGUUCCUACGGACGGGAGCGGCGGGGCUGUUGGACGUGCAGCGCCGGGGGCUCCUACGGCAGCUGCUGGCCGAGAUCAGGUUCCUGGGCUGCAACUACAAGUACAUGGUGCCAUUCCUGCUGAACCAAUGUGGAUCGCUCCUCUUCUACCUCACCUUGGCAUCUGCAGAGCUGUCCCUGGCAGUGCCGCUCUGUAACUCCCUGGCUCUGAUAGUCACGCUGGUGACUGGAAGGAUUUUGGGAGAGGAUAUUGGUGGUAAAAGGGCUGUGGCAGGGAUGCUGCUCACCCUCCUGGGACUCACCCUCUGUGUAGCUGGUUCAUGACCAAGGCACAGUGAGCAGAGGAAACCUGUUCUAAGGUAACUGAUGUUUGAAGAGGGGAAACUUUUGGCUCAGCUGCCUCAAGGAAGCUGUUCUGACACCUGGCUGUCUGAAAGUGUGGAUCAAAUUCCCUGAGUACCAGAGAGGAACAAGGCACAUUGCAAUGACAUCCUAUUUAAUGCCUUGAGUUAAGGAUGCUUUUUUUUCUGUGGGUGGUUCAAGGCAGGGAUGAUUGAAUUGCCUUGUUCAGCACUGGAGGGGUAAUAAUUGAUUAAUAAAUCAUUGAAACAGAAAAAAAAAAUCUUUGUUACUCUUGUAAUUAAUCAGCAACACGGGGGAGGGAAAUACAGAAAGCCAUCACAGCCCUUUAACUCUUCAGAGUAGUUUUGCGGCCAAGGAAAACAUCAUUCAGUGCUCCUCAUCUUCAGAACUGUUGUCAUCCCUUUUCCCUUAGACAGCGCUUUGUGAUUUGCCUGUACUCCGUUCCUUUGGGCAGCGAGAAGAAAAAACACAUUUAUUACAAGUCAGCUUCGAUGCAACCUCUCGACUUUCUGAAAUGCUGAGCCCUGCAGUUACACCCUGUGCUUUGGUUUCUGACGCUCCCCCUGGUGGUUACUUUCAGCUUUAUACACUUUAGGGGAAAGCACGGUGAUUUCUGAACUGUGAGCAAGAAAGCUAAACGACUUGCCCAAGCAAUUGCUAUCAACUAUUGUUUGCUGUGUUCUCCAGUCCCUAUUAGAGAUGAUUCUUUAAACCUCUCAGCCAUAGUUUACAUACCAGAGUGUCCUGCACACAGAGGGCACCAGCAGCUCCAUGUAUGGCAGCUUUUUGUACUCCUCGGUUCCCACUGCCACAUAGUAGCUGCCAUUCACCAGUUCCUCCCCACUGGACACCAGUGUGCCAUCCAGCCUGCAGAGCCUCGGGAAGGAGACAGCAAAAGGUUCAGAGCAAUACAAGGGAAAGUCACAAGACAGAGAACAACCCCUCAGUGUGGAAGAAAACAAGUGCAAAGCAAAUGAGACCAAGAGAAGAGCUAAGGAUGUUGGUGUUAUCAUUCAUUUAAAGAUGGGAAAACUGAAAAACAAAUGAAAUUGUCAAAAUAUGCUAAAAGCAGCUAAACUUUUGGUCCUCCUCACUAGUAAGUACUGCCUGUGUUCCUGGGCAUAAUGAAAGAAGACCCAGCAAUGCCUUGUCCAGAUACACACCUGUUAACAGCCCCGCUGCACAGAUCAGCCUUCUCUGUCAGCAGAGCCAGGAGUGUGUCCCACUGCCAUAAAGUGCCCUUGGAGAUGAUCAGUUGGAAAGGAGGGCUCAGCAAAUCCCCAUUUCGAAAAACACUACAGCAGAAAAAAUCCAGAGCGUGCCAUGAGACAGUGUGGGCAGAGAUGUUUUAUUAACCAUUGUGAAGUCAUCAACUCUCCUCCCCUGGCAGCUUUGCAGUGUCACCAGACACCUUGAAAUCUGUAACUGAGCCACAGGCAGUUCUGUUCAGUUUCCUCUGAUGGUGGUGGAAGAGAGAGGAAAAAAGGCAAAUGUUCACACAGUAUUUACCACAAAUAGCUCUAGUGGUAGGUAGAUGGUUGGACCAGAUGAUCUUAGAAGUCUUUUCCAACCUUAAAGAUUCUAUGAUUCUCAGGAUCUCACACAGAAAUUCCCUACUUCAACUUCCAAAAUGUUCCCAAAUACCUUCCCAGGAGAAAGCACUGAGGCACUUACUGUAUUGUAAGGUGGGUGGGCUUCUGCUGUCGCACUGCAGUGUUUGGCUUCCAGGGGGGUACAGCACAGGUCUAGAGACAAGUUCAGUGCACAAAAAACAGACAGCUCUGGCACAAAGCUUCCCAGAGCUGCUCCAUUUUCUCCACCAGGAGGUGCCCACCCUGCCUUCAGCUCGCUGCUGCUGCUAGGUGGGGUUUGUUGUCAGCAACAUGAAGGCCUGGGGAGGUUCUUCACAUACUUCAGUGCAUUCCAGAACCUCCGAGCAUCUCCUUCCCUUCACUGUUAAGCAGCCCCUGCAUCGUUUCACACAUCACCCUACCGAUUGCUGUGUCAUUUUCUGUGUCAUGCUGGACACUCUUAAAUCUCAACUUCUGUUCUAUCAGUGCCAGCUCUCAGCUGUACCUCCUAGCUCAGUCUGUGUUCUUGCCUGCCCACACCCAGCUCACACUCACCUGCACACCAUUGCUCUUGCUUGUCCCACGGAGCUCCUUCCUUCCAUGAUUUAAAUAGCUAUGAGAACAAGAGAUGACAUUACAGUGCAGCAACUAGGCCAUAACUACAGAGCAGUGAGAAAAUGACUAACUGCUUUGUCUUGAUUCAUUGCCAGUAUGCGUGUUUAUUAUCUGGGUCAUGUUUAAAACCCUCCAUGUACUUCCAUCUCACGAGCUUCCACAAUUUCAGAUUAAAGCCUAUUUAAGAAA